Sclerotinia sclerotiorum 1980 UF-70 is the source of this 198-nucleotide messenger RNA. RefSeq lists its product with no specific name. The record is from RefSeq and is a predicted model, not a curated record. Bases 1 to 198 code for a protein of 65 amino acids. The transcript is spliced from 2 exons. NCBI's taxonomy places the organism in Eukaryota, Fungi, Ascomycota, Leotiomycetes, Helotiales, Sclerotiniaceae.
AUGGGUACUUCUGCAACAUGUGUACAUGGGAAUAUGUCGCUCCCCAUGCUAUACCACUCGGGGAGGCAGAGUUCGUACUUCCGCACCCAGAUUCAAACGAUGUUUGGUAACGUAGAAAAUGCCAGAGCUCAUCUAGAAUUUUCAUGGCGGGUCGUCCCGUUAUCUCAAGGGCAGGAGGAGUGGAAGCGUAUAGGUUAA